CAAAGUCAGUCAGUCCUAACUGGAGGUGGAGUUUCCCUCUCAGCCCGUCGCUUCGCUGAACUUUCUUCUUCUCCUUCGAUUCCUACUUUUCCAAAUUCCUCCACGCGAAGAGCAAAUUCCAAACUCUCUUUCCUUCCCACUCCUCUCCAACUUCGCUUCCUCCUAUUUUUGGCGCCGCCUCGGUUGAUCCUUCAUCGGGCACUGACCAUUUUUCCUGUGAACUUCCAGAGGAGGGCUCGAGGGUCGUCCGAGCAAAGAGAACUUUUUCAGGCGAUUGCCAUACCCCAUUCAGUUCUUGAAGAGAGUCCAGCGUCUUUUCUCAUCUGGGUUUGCUUCAAAUUUUCACCUUUUUGGUGUUUUGACAAGUUUUGGAAUUCAUCCCUCGCGGGUUCUUUUGUUUGAGAUCGUCGUCGAGAGAUCCUGAUCAUAGAGUGAGAAAGCAAUGGGCGAUUCUGAGGCCAGCGGGACGCUGGACAACUCUGCAGCCGUUGAAAUUACCGGCAAGAUCAUGGUGAUAGCAAUUAUAAUCCUUUUCUUGGUCGUAGUCUUCGUUCUUUUCCUCCACUUGUAUGCCAAGUGGUUCUGGUGGCGCGUGGAGGAGCCCCCUCCUCAGGGCCUCAACCGCCGCCGGCCGCGGCGUCGCUUUGUGUUCGUCCCUGGCCAAGAGAUGGCGGCCGUGGGUGCGCGCCGGGGGCUGGAUCCCUCGGUCCUGCGGUCCAUUCCAGUCAUCGCGUUUCGGCCUGAGGAGUUCAAGGACGGGCUUGAAUGUGCCGUUUGUCUGUCCGAGCUUGUUGACGGAGAGAAAGCCAGGUUGCUGCCCAAAUGCAAUCAUGGGUUUCAUGUAGAUUGCAUUGACAUGUGGUUUCAAUCGCAUUCGACUUGCCCGCUUUGUCGAAAUUCUGUCCAUGGAGCGCCUGAGAGUCGCGUCAAUGUUGGCCCGGAGGAAGACAGUGUCGAAUCUGUUGAUGAAUCUGUUGAAUUGAGUGUUGAAGAUAUUUCAUCUGGUGGACAUACCACGGAGUCCCUGAGGUUUCCAACUAAUGUGUUGUUCUGGGGUGAUGACACUCAGGUUAGCUCUAGGACUGGUUCUCUGGAGGAAGGCCCUGUUCCUUGGGAGGAACCGGCGACUCCAUCGGCUUCGUCCUCAAUUCAGCCAGAUGGGGCUCUGGUGAUCGACAUACCGAGGCGGACGAUGGAGAGCACGUCGUCCUUUUCGCCAUCCACGAGCGGGUGCGUACAAGAUGAAGUGAAGUCACCGAUGACCACAAGAUUGAGGUCUUUGAAGAGGCUUUUGAGCAGGGAGAGAAGGGUGAAUCCUUGCAGUCCGACUUCUGCUGAUGCGGAGCAAGUUGGGAGAAGUCUGCCUUGUUAAUACGAAAUUAUAUGUUGAAGAUGCCAGCAGUCUUACUGCUGCGGCUGAUUGAUUAAGACGACGAUUCUUCAAUUCUUUUAAAGUCAAUGAUUCAUUCAAGAUGUCAAGUUCAGGCAUUUUGUAUAUCAAUUUGGAUGUCCUGCUCUGGAAAUCCUCGAGAAUUGCCAAAUUUGCCGGGGAAAGACAAGCUUCCCAGAUUGAGGUGCUUGAACUUUUGUUUUCCUGUACAGAACGAAAAGUUUGAUUGAAUAGUAUCAACGGAAGCCUGUCUCCGCUAUUGAGUCCGGUGCCACGACUUCCUUACUAUGAGUACAUUAUACACAAAGAAAACAGCUUCUAUGUUCUAGACGAUGGCAAAUGGAUAUCCAUCGUUUUCGACAGAAGAUGUGGUCAUGUGACAACAUCUUUCUUUUAAAGGAUCGCAUUCAGUUAUGUACAGAAGUUUGUAUUCUUGUCUUUACUUUGGACUGUAUCUGCACUGUCCUUGCAUCUCGAUGCAGCAACUUUACUCUUCUAUGAUCAAUCAUUCUCAAGAUUUGGCAUUGUGAACUUUUGCUUA
Rhodamnia argentea is the source of this 1931-nucleotide messenger RNA. Its product is annotated as RING-H2 finger protein ATL3. The record is from RefSeq and is a predicted model, not a curated record. Bases 443 to 1372 code for a protein of 309 amino acids. The transcript has a single exon. NCBI's taxonomy places the organism in Eukaryota, Viridiplantae, Streptophyta, Magnoliopsida, Myrtales, Myrtaceae.